UCUGGUCAUUCCCAAAGAUAUAAGAUUUGUACAAAUGAAAAGAAUGGCUUUGGAGAAACACUUACGAGUUUUUGUCUGAGACAGUCUGGAGUCACAUCAUUGUGUUAUUCACCUCUAUUGCUCCAUAUGAUGACAACACCUUAAAAAAUAGUCUUAGAAAAUGGCCAGACCUCCAGUAGCUUCUACAGAAGUGUCAGAACAGAUAUCACACUCUUAAUAUUAACAACAGCAAAGACAGCUCUCAAGUGAUCACACUGCUGGAAAAAAUUGAGAAAAUGAUAGCUCAAAACAAUGGUCAAUACUUAACAAUGGACAAAAGUGCCUUUGCACUGGAUGAGAGAGAGGACACAACAACUAAAAGUGCCAACAAGAGAAUUCUUGCUAUGGAAACACGAAGAGCUGAAUUCCAAGCACGCAUUAGAGAUGAUCUACAAGAUCUAACUCAAAUACAAAUUGUGAUGCUUGGAGCAUCAUGGGCUUCAAGGAGCUCUGCAGGCAACCUCAUUCUUGGAAAAGAAAGUUUUGAAGUUGGUGGACCAAGGACAACAGUGUGUUGUAAUGUUAAAAAUGCAGCAUUGGAUGAAAAACUGCUGACAGUGGUCGACACUCCAGGCUGGUACUACAACUAUCCUGUUGAAAAGACACCAGAGAUGGACAAACUGGAGAUCAGACGCAGUGUGCAUCUAUGUGCACCUGGUCCAAAUGCCAUCCUGUUAACUAUUCCCAUUGCUAUAUCUUAUGACAGGACAGUACACACAGCUGUUGAGGAACAUAUGAGUCUUUUAGGGGAAAAGGUCUGGAAUCAUACAAUUGUGCUGUUCACGUGGGGAGACUGUCUUGGGGACACAACUAUUGAAGAACGUAUUGAAAAAGAAGACAAACAUCUUGAGCUUCUGACUGAAAAGUGUGGGAACAGAUACCAUGUUUUUAACUGUAAGAAUCACACUGACCGCACACAAGUCACAGAACUUUUGGAGAAAAUUGAGGAAAUUAUGAUGGAAAACAACAACUCUCACUAUGUACCAGAGAUGGAAAGCAAUCCGUGUCUGGAAAUUGACCUGAUGCUGAAAACAACUAGAACAAACAUGAAAAAGGUGAGAAGGGAAAGGGCUAUCCUGCAGGAGUUGCUUAAGGAAAGGAAAAAACAUUUUUCAGAACUGAGGAUUGUGCUUCUUGGAGUUGAAGGAGUUGGGAAAGGUACAUCAGGAAAUAUCAUUCUGCAAGGACAAUUUUUUGAGAAUAGGCUGGGAAAGGACUUUAAAAUCAUGAGAAUAAGUCAAUGUGUAAUGCGACAGAGUAAAGUUGGAGGAUGUCAAAUCUCUGUGGUUGACACUCCAGGCUGGUCAACAUCAACUCGAAAUGCAAGAAAAGACAUUUUAAACAGUGUGAAAGUUUGCUCACCAGGUCCACAUGUAUUCCUGCUAGUGCUGCCUGUAGAUGAGGCUUUUACAGAGAAAACUCAACAAACAGUGAUGGAGCUCAUGGGCCUUUUUGGAGCGCGAGUCUGGAGACAUACUCUAAUUUUAUUCACUGAGGGGCACUGGCUAAAGGACAGACCAAUUGAGGAGUACAUUGUGUAUGAAGGAAAAGCCCUUCAGAGCCUGGUAGAAAGGUGUGAAAACAGAUAUCAUGUACUAGUGAAUGACUUGGGUAAUAAAUCUCAAGCCACUAAAUUAUUUGAGAUGAUUGAAGACACAGUAGCAAGAAACAGAGGGGAAUACUUCACUCUAGAAAAGAAGAGGAGAGAUUCAACAUCCCAAAAAUAUGCAAGGUCAAAGACACUGACGGAAGAGACAUGGAAAAAACAUGAGGAUGAACUCAUAGAGAGGAUGCUGGAGGUAGCAGUUGCAGACCUGGAUGCUGAAUCCAAGCAGCCAUUUGCCAGACGCAGAGGAAGCUUUAGCUACUCAAUCCCUAGUUUGAGUGGAGAAUUUCAAAGCACCAGAGCUGAUGCACAAAACCCUGCUGUACCUCAAAGGCUCCAGCCUAAAAAAUGUCAAGUACCAUCAUCUGGAUAUCACAGCAAGAGCAAUACAUCCCAUUCUGAAGAUCAAAUGACAGAUGAUGUCAAAAAAGAUAUUCCAACUCAUUCAAGAGAUUUGAGUGGAGAUUCAUUGUCGGAUAACACCAGUGUUUCUACAGCUGAUACACAAAUCUCUGGUGUACGUUCACUUUACCUGUAUGCCAUGUAUAAAUUAUUUUAUAAAUCAGGACAUCACAACAAGAGCACUAGCUCAAGUUCUCAACAUCCAAAUGUGGAAAAUAUCAGAAAAGACAUUCCAACAACCAAAAACCAGCAGACUGGCAUGGACUCAGAUAUGUGACACUGGACCACAAAACCAGUCUUAAGUCGCUGGGGUAUAUUUGUAGCAA
Sinocyclocheilus anshuiensis is the source of this 2373-nucleotide messenger RNA. Its product is annotated as GTPase IMAP family member 8-like. Lineage: Eukaryota; Metazoa; Chordata; Actinopteri; Cypriniformes; Cyprinidae. The coding region runs from base 276 to 2324 and encodes 682 amino acids. The record is from RefSeq and is a predicted model, not a curated record. The transcript has 6 exons. Gene Ontology annotation, molecular function: GTP binding.